AUGGCGACGAGCGCGAAGCGAAAGCAAGAGGAGACUCAUCUGAAGAUGCUCCGGGAAAUGACUAGCCUGCCCGCGAAUAGGAAAUGCUUCGACUGCGACCAGCGCGGCCCGACCUAUGUCAACAUGACAGUGGGCUCCUUCGUCUGUACCACCUGCUCCGGCAUAUUCGUCCGACAGGGCACGGACAGGACGCCGCAGUCGGUCAUGGGUCUGUCCCGGUACGCAACUGACUUGGCGCUAUGUGGCUCAGAGGAGUUUUGGGAGCAGGCGGUGGAUCGUCGCUGCAACACAGUGUCCCCUGGUGUAGCAUCUCUGGCUCUGGAGGUGGGCUGGCGCAGCAUCUUCUUCACCAGCAAGCUGCAGCUGCAGAAACUGAUCAGCCGCAGGAGGCUGAAGGCAGAGGAGCCACCAGAAGGACAGCUCUCUGACCCAGAUAUAAAGGCAGAGGAGUCUCUGGGUGACAACUCAGAGAUAGACCAGGCAUCUGGAUCUGAGAAGGAAUCUCCCCCUGGCAUUAUCCCAAAACUAAGCCUUGGCACUGAUCCUGGAGCUGGCUUUGACCACAGCUCCUACUGUGAUGUUGACCCUGAGUCAGAUCUAGAGGCUGGCUCUGACUCCAGCGUGCCUGCACUUUGCCAACUGUUUGAGGAAACAGGAAAACCCUGUGUGGAAACAACUGAGCAGGACAGUGCACCGAAUAACAGCAGAGGAGACUUCAGUGCAGAGCCAGAUAAGCCAUGAACCUCCUCAGUCGGUUGUGUAUUGAUGAAUUCAAUAUAUUAUUAUUCUUAAUAUUUGUCAAAUAUAAAUGUUUUUUAAAUAUUUGAUAUGAUUAUUAAGAUCCUCUCAGGAUAUUUGGGGACAUACCCAUGUGCCAUGAUUCUUCAGGAC
Molecule: messenger RNA, 891 nt
Organism: Notothenia coriiceps (black rockcod)
Lineage: Eukaryota; Metazoa; Chordata; Actinopteri; Perciformes; Nototheniidae
Exons: 3
Coding region: 1-741 (246 amino acids)
Biological process (GO): intermediate filament organization; acrosome assembly; spermatid nucleus differentiation
Cellular component (GO): membrane; cytoplasmic vesicle; cytoplasm
Molecular function (GO): GTPase activator activity
Source: RefSeq, a predicted model, not a curated record